GCGAAGAACAAUAGAACCGCCCUUUCAAUCUCUCUGAAUCCUCAAAAAGCUUCCAAAAUUUUCACUCCUUCUCCCUCUCUCGCUCUAUACUUCUUCUGGGUAUUCGUUUUUUCGCUUCUUCGUGGAAGUUUGGUAUCGAAAGAACAAAGAUGAGUGAGUCUUGGUUACUGGGUUGGAGCUAUGUCGCUUCAUGAUUGUGGGUGGUGACAGUUUGGUGAGGUUGGUGUUGGGAUUUGAGAAGGGGUGCAUGUGGGGUUUCGUUUUUAUCCUAUGUUUCUUCAAGGAUUUGGAGAAGAGAGUAAACUCGGAUUUUGGGCUUGUGAUCCGAAGCAGGGGUAGGUGGGGCAAAUGUGGCUGAAUUUUUAUGCCAAAAUUCAAACUUGCCUUUAUAUUUGUUGUGCCUCAUCAUAGUGAGUGUUGCCUGAGAAUGCAGCAAGAUCACAAAAAAAAGAGUUCAACGGAGAUGGAAUUUUUCUCCGAAUAUGGCGAUGCCAACAGGUACAAAAUUCAAGAAGUCGUUGGGAAAGGAAGCUAUGGUGUUGUUUGUUCAGCUAUUGACACUCAUACUGGUGAAAAAGUAGCGAUAAAGAAGAUUCAUGAUAUAUUCGAGCACAUAUCUGAUGCUGCACGUAUUCUCCGUGAGAUAAAGUUGCUUAGACUUCUUCGACAUCCUGAUAUUGUUGAAAUUAAGCACGUUAUACUUCCUCCUUCUAGGAGGGACUUUAAAGAUAUAUAUGUUGUUUUUGAGCUCAUGGAGUCUGAUCUGCAUCAAGUCAUUAAAGCCAAUGAUGACUUAACAAAAGAGCACCAUCAGUUUUUUCUUUACCAGUUACUUCGAGCAUUGAAGUAUAUUCACACUGCAAAUGUCUAUCAUCGAGACUUGAAGCCAAAGAAUAUACUGGCCAAUGCAAACUGUAAACUUAAAAUCUGCGAUUUCGGGUUAGCUAGAGUUGCUUUCAGUGACACACCAACAACAGUAUUUUGGACGGAUUAUGUUGCUACAAGGUGGUAUAGAGCACCAGAGCUCUGUGGAUCAUUUUAUUCAAGGUAUACUCCAGCAAUUGAUAUGUGGAGUAUAGGUUGUAUCUUUGCUGAAGUCUUAAUAGGAAAGCCACUUUUUCCUGGAAAAAACGUUGUCCAUCAGUUGGAUCUGAUGACAGAUCUGCUUGGGACUCCCUCACUGGAUACUAUAUCCCUGGUACGCAACGAUAAGGCUAGGAGAUACCUGACUAGUAUGAGGAAAAAGCAACCUGUACCAUUUGCACAAAAGUUUCCUACUGCAGAUCCUUUAGCAUUACAAUUACUGGAAAGAUUACUUGCCUUUGAUCCGAAAGACCGGCCUACUGCUGAAGAGGCAUUAGCUGAUCCUUACUUCAAGGGACUUGCAAAAGUUGAGAGGGAACCAUCCUGCCAGCCUAUUACAAAAAUGGAGUUUGAAUUCGAAAGGCGAAGAGUAACGAAGGAAGAAAUUCGAGAGUUAAUUUUUCGUGAAAUUCUAGAAUACCAUCCUCAACUGUUGAAAGACUACGUAAAUGGAACAGAGAGAACUAAUUUUCUUUAUCCAAGUGCUAUUGAACAAUUCAAGAAGCAGUUUGCUCAUGUUGAGGAAACUGGUGGUAAAAGUUGUCCAGUUAUACCACUUGAAAGAAAACAUGUAUCACUUCCCAGGUCAACAAUUGUACAUUCAAAUAUGGUACCCUCUAAAGAACAAUCAAAUAUUGCUUCCUGCAAAAACCAGCAAACAGCCGAGGAGCAUAAUAAUAAUUCCGGAGAUACAGAAUAUCCUGUGCCAAGGUCCAUUCAGGGACUGCAAAAAAUUCCACUUGCAAAACCUGUUAAAGUUGGUGGGCCAGUUCUUCCAUACGACUAUGCAAGUGUUGUCAAGGAAUCAUAUGAUCCCAGGACAUUUAUGAGAGGUUCUGUUCAAAGAUCUAGCUCUGGAAUACAAGAAAGGUCAGCAACAGAAGCUGACAAGGGUGUGUCUUUACAAUCAAAACUUGCCCAGCAAUCUGGUGUGAAUGCCAAAAUAGCACCAGAUGUAGCUAUAAAUAUUGAUACCAACCCUUUUUUUAUGACACGAGCAGGAGUGAACAAGAUAGAGCAGGAUGAUCGAAUAUCCAUUGACACAAAGUUGCUGCAAUCAAAGGCUCAAUAUGGUGGAAUUAAUGUUGCUGCUGGUGCCACUGCUCGUAGAAAGGUUGGACCUGUUCAGUAUGGUAUGACAAGGUUGUUCUAAAAGAAUGUUGUCUUGUGAAUAGUUUUGCCAGGUGGAACACUCCCUGUGGAGUGUGGAGGGAAAAAGUUUCUUUAUAGUGGAGAAGCUGUAGUCUUUAUUGGUUCUUUGUGUAAAAAUGAGAUAGGUUAAUGACUUUAGUGCUUCCUCAGAAAAAGCCAGCUUUCUCUGGUCAAACGCUGUUAACUUUGGUUACAGUUAUCAAUAAAACUGUACAAGUGAAAUCUAGUCCUAUGUUGUAAUUCAAUCCACGCCAUUCUUUCUUUCU
This is a messenger RNA of Abrus precatorius (Indian licorice), 2501 nucleotides long. RefSeq names its product mitogen-activated protein kinase 10-like. Gene Ontology annotation, molecular function: MAP kinase activity; ATP binding. The coding region runs from base 365 to 2236 and encodes 623 amino acids. Gene Ontology annotation, biological process: intracellular signal transduction; protein phosphorylation. Lineage: Eukaryota; Viridiplantae; Streptophyta; Magnoliopsida; Fabales; Fabaceae. The transcript has 10 exons. Gene Ontology annotation, cellular component: nucleus; cytoplasm. The record is from RefSeq and is a predicted model, not a curated record.